AUGGCUGCGUGCGACGUUGCUGCGAUGCAACGCUCUGGCCUCAGGCUUGUGCUCGCUGCUGCGCUGGCUGCUCUCAUACUCUCAGCGUGUACGCCCAGGGCCGCGGAGGCCCUGCGCCUGGCAUGCACGGAUCGCAGCUGCGGCGCCAACGCGAGGGCGGCGGAAGCCCUGCGCCUGGCAUGCACGGACCGCAGCUGCGGCGCCAACGCGAGGUGCCUCAAGAGCGUGGCGGGCUGGGCGGACUGCGUCUGCGACAGGGGCUUUAAGCUGCUGCCCAACGCCUCCUGUGCGCGUGAGUGCCUCACCUUAGAGAUUUCUCAAAAGGUACUGCGUGUGCGACAGGACAGAGGCUUCAAGCUGCUGCCUAACGCGUCCUGCGCGC
Closterium sp. NIES-65 is the source of this 382-nucleotide messenger RNA. Lineage: Eukaryota; Viridiplantae; Streptophyta; Zygnematophyceae; Desmidiales; Closteriaceae. The record is from the annotation of a GenBank genome assembly.